UGAAUGGUUAACUCCACCCCUCCUCCCCCACCUCCUUCCUGUUUGCGCUCCGCUGCCCAGUCUCAUACUAUGACAUUUUACGUCAGAGUGCAGCUGCAGCCAAUCAGGAGAUCCGGGCUGCCCCCUCUGGAGCUUGACUCCACCCCUCCUUCUGGCCACAUAUAUAGCAGCACUCAUUCUGUCUGCUCGAGUGUUCAACGUGCUGCCGUGUGCUCGAGAGACAGAGAGCCGUGGCACUGACAAACCCACAGACAUUGUGAGAGGAUCUCCACAUUUCCUUGCCUAAAUUGCCUUUCCUCCCAGAGCAUCUCGCUCAUACUGAGCGCAUCUUUAUUGUUGAGUUCCCAGCAUCCAGUUGCAAGAUGGGAUGCACCACGGGGCACUUCACUUGCCAACCACAGACGACGACUGCCCCAACCCUGGAAGGCCAGUCACAAGAAGGAGCACCCAAAGUCCCAGAGGUGCUGUCAUCCCUAGAGCGGCUCUCGCAAGCCACGGGAGGGAUGGAGAAGUCUUGGUACCGCUGCAUCUUUCCAUUUGGGAUAAUCUCACUGGUGAUCGGAGUGGCUGGAACUGGAGUGACGUACACAUACAACGAUCUCCCGCAGACCAAGGUGGUUUCUGUGAUCCUGUUGAUCGUGGGGCUGGUCCUGGUACUGAUGGCGACCACUUGCUGGACGGUCCACAAGAAGAAGCGCAGGAAAAAGAAGGAAGGUGGUUCCUUCAGCUCCGAACAGUGUCCCUUGUGAGAGAGAGCCCCCCAAAAAAAACGAGAUCUCCGUCCACUCAGGUAUCUGUGGUGGACAAGUCACGAAGGACAGGUCCUCUCUGAGAAUCCCAUGGAAAAUACGGCGCAAGGCUGGCAUGAGGGUUCACCAGAGUCACGCAAUCAGUUUACCGUCGCUCAGCAGGUGUCUGGUAUCAAAACAAGCCUGGAGAGGGACACACACUCCAGCACACACACAGGACACUUAACACUAGCUGCGAGCCUCUCGCGGAGCCUCUGCUGCCGUCAACGCCACUGACAGUCUCCUGCAUUCCUGUGACGCCGAAGAAGUGGGCCAGCGGUGGCAACCGGACACCGCAACGAAAGAGGAGUUCACCUCCGUCACCAUCGCACGUCAUUCGCCCGUCCGGUGACACCGUAGCAAUGCGCAAGCUUUUUUACGGAGUGGAACUUGAACCUGCGUCUGCUAGCUAGAACCGGCAGCUGCGGAUCAGGAUAGGAAGAAAGCACGGACUGGAGAGGUCGAGAAUGUGUCCGUCUGCAUGUGUGUGUGUGCGUAAUAUGUGUGCUGGAUGGACUAGAGAGACAAGACACCUGCUCGGCCUCUUUUGCUGUCAGCCCUCCGUCAAUUGUAGCCGCUAAUUAUUUAGGACAGGGGUGCAGCACCUGAUAUGAAGGACGCAAAGACCCAAGCUUGAUUUAUUGGGAAUUUUACACAGUGUACAGUGUAUUGAAGGAGAUUUGCAUUGGAUUGUGUGUGUGCCCGUGUGUGUGUAUCUGAUUCUAUCUGGCAAAUCCAGGACUCUUCAAGGACCUCAUAUAGUCGGUAUUUGGAAAAACAACCACAGAGGAAUUUUAUAACAGAUACGGUUCAGAGAAAGGCAAGCAAACCGAAGGGCCUUUUGUUCUGAGACAGCCAGAAAAGAAAAUUCAUUUCCUGUCUUACAGAUGAGCAUGAUUAUUAAGGGGGAGGGGGAGGGGGUUCAAGAUGCCACAAGGGUACACUAGAAGUCAAAAGUGUCAGUAAAGUUUUGUUCUUGUUUCAGUGCCUUGAGCAAGCGUUAGGACUUAUCAUGGUACAGUAGCUAUGUUUUACCCCUCCGUUUCUCUUUUCCUCUUCCAGUGCCAGCUUUAAAACUCAAACUCAGCUAUUUUAGCAAGGUCUCCUCGCCCCAAAAAACAACACACAUGAAUACGUCGUCACUUUGACCUGGUCAGAGCCCACAAAGGCUGGAGCUUACAUCCGUUUUCACAAUGGGAAUUCUGCUUAUUUACACUGCCUUGAUCUGGGAAGCAUUUGGCACGUUUUGUUAUGGAUACAGUGGGUGGGUAACAGAUAAUGAAUUAAAGGGACAGGUCAGCUAAAAAUGAAACUUCUGUCAUCCUUGUGUCGUUCCAAGUUGACUGUAUGACUUACUUUCUUCUGAGGAAGACAAAAUAAUGUAUUUUGAAACUCGGUGGGGUCCAAAAAAACUCUUUUGAUGUUCUGUGCAUGAAAAAAAAGUUCCACGGCAGAAAGGAAGUCGUACCAAGUUGAGGAUGAGGAAAUAAUGACAGAAUUUUCCCUUUUUUUGGGAAGGUUUAGCCUUCAGAUGUUUUAUAAAUCGUUAAUACUAAAAUUCGGAGACGGACAAAAAUCCAUACCAAUUCAAAGGUUAAUACCCUUUCCCUUUCGCUAAAAGCUUAUCAAUUGAGAUGUUUCCACCGUGUUGAGGAGUGGAUUUGAGAAUCCUUGUGCACGAGAGAAAAAAGAGAGACAGCAUUAACAGCCUUGAGUACUUAAAAAAGGCUGUUUUUGAAGCAUUUAGCUGUUAGCAAAUGUGCUAAGCUUGCAUUGCUGGACUUGUUUGAGCCCUGAGGAAGAUUUUAUUGCUCCUUCAUAGUUCAGGAGAUUUCAUUCUCAGUUGUGUCUCCUAAAAUUACUUUAAAGAAAUAAAAAUGUACACAAAUUCAGACAACUGUUAAAAUACAACUAGUGCAUAGAGCUAUAAAACUAAUCUGGAUAUCUGAAAUAACUGCUCUCGCAAGAAAACAUUUGUGUUGUUUUUGCUUUUUGGUUGCACAUUUUGAGAAAACAAGAAUGAAAUUACUGGCUCAUUUUC
Messenger RNA from Cyprinus carpio (common carp), 2829 nucleotides. Its product is annotated as transmembrane protein 100. Gene Ontology annotation, biological process: cellular response to BMP stimulus. The record is from RefSeq and is a predicted model, not a curated record. NCBI's taxonomy places the organism in Eukaryota, Metazoa, Chordata, Actinopteri, Cypriniformes, Cyprinidae.